AUGCGCCGCACUCUACUAUGCUGCUGGGCAGCCCUCACCGCGGCCACGGACGUAACCUUCGAGCCCGGCCCGGGCUUGAAGAAGAACGAGGACGGCACGUACUCGCGGACCUAUGACGCCCAGGCGGAAGGGGCGGCGGCCGACGCGAACGCGACCGCGGCCGCGCCCAAAAAGCCGAAGCGGAGCUUCUCCAUCAAUGACAUCGGUAAAAAGGAGGAGAACAUCACGAAGAGCGACUUCCAACUUCAAGCCGAGAAAAUAUUUCCAGCAUUACUGAACGCGCGGUGGCGGCUGUAUACACGUAUUUUUGUGGUCCUUCUACUCCUCUGGGUCAUGGUGAGAAGGUACAGGCCUCCGACACCACGCGUCGUAAGACAGAGACGGACGUAUGUCGCGCGACGCUACUGGCUGCCCUUUGUUUUACUGGUAAUAACGAUAACGAGGCACAUCCUCGCGGACUUCACGGUAACUUUGACCGAAGAAUACCUACGGAGGUGGAACGUCGAGCACGGCGAGGUCAUCAAGCGAUUGGAAGCCGAUCGGCCCUGGACCUUCAACUUCUCGCGGUACGAGUGUCGCAACGCGUCGAACGCGACCAUAGCCGAGAAGGUCCACGCUAAUAAAAGGUUGCAUAAAGCUGUGGAAGAGAUGCACAAGCAAUUGGGCUGGGCGAAUGCGGAAGUGGCCCAGCAGGCCGUCGAACGACAGAGGCUCGAGGCGCAGUUCGAGGUGGAACGGGCGGCCUUAUCGGCGACGCUCAAGCGCCUUGCUGCGGUCGAGGACGACGUUGCUGGUUUAGCUAAAGCGUUAGGGUUUGCGGAGGAAGAAGAGGACGAUGAUGAGGGUCUGACGAAGUCGAUCGUAAGACGAGCCAAAACAGCAGCUCUACACGCGGCUAUUGCCGAAGAUCUCGAGCUGCUGAACGAGACUGAAAUUCAAACUCUAGCAACGAAGAAGAAGGGCCUGGAAACGGCCUACAACAACACGCUCAAGACUUUCACACCUGAAGCGGAGCGCAGACAAAAGGAAAAGCAAACGUCCAUGAAGACGCACAUCGACCGGAACCCCGCCGUCACCUUUGAGCGUUCACUAAACUGGACGGCUGUUGGUCAUGUCCUUGUACAACAUGCUCGAUACGAUUUCAAGCGGCGCGGCUGGGAGCAGUGGUGCAAAGACCUGUGGACGAACUCACCGCGCUUCAUCCCCAUCAAGGUGUAUCGGAGGUAUACCCUCCUCAAAUCUACGUUGCUGUGGAUGAGGCGCGGCGAGUUGGGGCGGAGUAUUGAAAUACGAGUGCUGAACGCUACGAUCCAGUUCAAUGAUACGCUCAAACAAAAGUACAACUUCUCGCUGAACGACGUGUCUUCGACGUUUGCGCCUCUGGGCGCGCAGCUGUACCAGUGUUGCGACGAAAUGAUAAUAGUGUCCGAGCGCUGGUUCUCGGCUUUUGCGGGUAUCGUGCGCUACAUCUACGAAAAUAUGCGGGAGUUCAUAAAACCGCGCUGGAAGCGCGCCUGCCGUUUCCUCAGGCGGUGGGACGCGGCGCCGCCCGUGGUGAAGAAACGGCCGGGCUACGCGCUCGCUCUGUUUAUAUCUUCGCCGUUCGUCGGGCCGCCGUUAUUGAAAUGCUUGUUCUAUUGGCCCGUCGCCGCGGUGCGCGCCUACCUGAGCGAUCUCCGGUGGGUCCUGGGGCUGCUCGGGUUUGGUGUGGUGGUGGAGCGGGUGCGGCGCGCGGCGGCAGCGGCGUUUAACAGCGGGCGGCGCGUCGCGGCGGCGACCGCUGCGGCCGCGUUCGAGAGGCUGCCUGUGGUGGGGUCUUCUUGAUUUGUGAGUGGUAAUUGUUUUUGUUGCAUUUUCUCUUGGUUCGUUCCUUCCUCGACCCGUAUCCUCGACCCGGUAGAGACCGCAAGAAGAGUGCUAGUGUGUCUACAUCAUUUAGCCCAGAGUUGCUUGGCCAGUGCUUUUGGCAGCCGCGAUCGCGAGACUCGCGACCUCGCCGCGCUCAGACGCGCGUCAGGACGUAACGACUGAAGCCUUGGCCGCGCCGCUCUCGCGCAACGCCCGAUAGAGCUCGAAACUUGGCUUAGAAAACUCGGCCCAUGUAACCUAACUCACCGUUUGAUUUCCACACAGGUGUCGCGUCCGCAAAGAUGUGGACUACAGCAAGACGCACUACGCGACGGGGCAGCGGCUGCCCUUCGGUACGUUCCUGGCCGUGGCCUGUGCCGCCAUCGUAACUUUGGCUGCCAUGGCCGCAAGCUUCUACUUCGCGUGGCACGAGGAGCAGGCGGAAGAGGCCUUCCAGAAGCGCCUCUCGAAAACGAGAACGGAGUCGAUGAUCCACAGCGAGGACAGCGACCGCCGCGAGUCGCGCGUGAUGAAAACGCCCUCCAAUUCCGUGCUCAUUGGUGGAGCCGGGCCGGGAGCGCCGAUGGCGCCGGCGGUGGCCGUCAAGCCGAUGAGCGUCGACGAGAAGAACCGCGCCAUCCGCGCCAGGGCCGUCGCCGAGGCGAAGAAGUAG
Pelagomonas calceolata is the source of this 2521-nucleotide messenger RNA. The record is from the annotation of a GenBank genome assembly. NCBI's taxonomy places the organism in Eukaryota, Pelagophyceae, Pelagomonadales, Pelagomonadaceae.